UAUCCGGAGGAAAAGAAAACAAAUUAGUGAUUCCCGUAGUAGUGGCGAGCGAACUGGGAAUAGCCCAAACCAAUUAUAAGAAGUGGUUGGAAAGCCACACCAAAGAAGGUGAAAGUCCAGUAUUCGAAAUCAAUAGUCCUCUGCAUUUCAUCCUGAGUACCACGAGACACGUGAAAUCUUGUGGGAAUCCACGGGGGCCACCCCAACUUGAAACCAUAACACUUACAAGAAGUCAAAGGGCGUUAAAGCCUAAUGGCGUGCUUUUUGCAGAAUGA
Molecule: messenger RNA, 275 nt
Organism: Racocetra persica
Lineage: Eukaryota; Fungi; Glomeromycota; Glomeromycetes; Diversisporales; Gigasporaceae
Source: the annotation of a GenBank genome assembly